Amyelois transitella is the source of this 1735-nucleotide messenger RNA. RefSeq lists its product as uncharacterized. The transcript has 5 exons. Gene Ontology annotation, molecular function: cyclin-dependent protein serine/threonine kinase regulator activity. NCBI's taxonomy places the organism in Eukaryota, Metazoa, Arthropoda, Insecta, Lepidoptera, Pyralidae. The record is from RefSeq and is a predicted model, not a curated record. Gene Ontology annotation, biological process: regulation of cyclin-dependent protein serine/threonine kinase activity; mitotic cell cycle phase transition. The coding region runs from base 1 to 1428 and encodes 475 amino acids. Gene Ontology annotation, cellular component: cytoplasm; cyclin-dependent protein kinase holoenzyme complex; nucleus.
AUGGAAAUAAACAAGGAAAAUAUGCGCAAAGGCAGGCCUAUCACAAGAAUACCAUUGCCUGUUGAACCACUUCCGCCGUUACCCAAAUAUUUGAUCCAAUUUAAGGGAAUACCAAACAAAGAGAACCAUAAUGAAAGACAUCCAUUGAAGGCGAUAAACUCUGGCAAGCAGCCACAAUUAACAUUACCUGGUUCCAGCAAACAUGUAAAUUAUAUAAAACAACAUAAGAAUGUCUUGAAACUUGACACAAGAUUCGUAACACUAAGAUCAAAAGAUGAGGUAAAAACAGGUUUUAAUGUCUUCAAGGAUAAUAAAAGGAAAGACAGCAUUGUAGUUAUUAGCGAUGAAGAAGAUUCUGCGAAACCUUGUAAAGAAAGAAGAAAAAGUUGCGAUACAGCGGCAACGCCUGCGUUUAAGUCCACUUUGGAACCAUGUAGGGUAAAAAAUAUUAAGAGAAGUUUGAAAAGACCACAUAGUAGGGAGCUGCAAGGACUGUCUCCAGUAGCUAAGGAGAAGAAAGAAGAUGAAAAAGCUCGUCGUAGGUUGUAUUUUACAGAGUCGAUGCACGACAAACUUAAGUCACCGGACUAUUGGAAGAAAGCACAGAAGAGUAUUCAUCAAGUCUACGUGGCUGAUAUAUUCACGCAUCUUCUGGGAGUGGAGCAAAAGGUCGAGACGCCUAGGAUAUCAAGCGCAAUGAGAGCAUGCAUUAUUAAUUGGCUUAUGAAAGUUAAUGGCGCUCAUGGAAAUCCAGGGACUGUCCAAACAGCCUGUUGGUAUCUAGACUCCGUGCUGGCCACGGGUCAACUUCACGUGGACAAACUGCAGCUGAUAGCCGCAGCGUGCUACUGGAUAGCCAGCAAAUUCCACGGGCCUGGUCUCCACGCGUCUAAAUUAGUGAAAUGUUCCAACUACGCGUUCAAUACUCAAGGGCUGCUUUCUGCGGAGAAAGCGGUGUUAGAGAAAUUGAAGUUCCCUCGCCAGCCCGUUAUCCCUCAAGAGUUCAUCGCGUACUUAUCCUGGUGGUGUGACAGCCACAAUCCAGGGGAGAUAGAAAUCGGCGCGACCUUCAUCUGCAUGUGUGGAGUCCUGGCUGAUAAGCAGCAUUGCGGGGAAUUCCCUUCAGUGAUCGCUGUAGCGGCUGUGCAGAACGCACUUUUGCUUCUUGGCAAAGUAGAGCUGAUUCCACGCUUGGAAGAUUGCCCGUUGUUCAGAUCUAUCGAGAAGAAAGCAGAGAGUCUAUCUUACACAUGUUCUUUGCUACGUCGCGCCGUUCGGACCGUCGGAUCAAUAACAUUCGAAUAUAAAACGCCUUAUGAACACUACGGAGUACCACCUUUUUACUUCGCCCAGACAAUACUUUAUGCAGCCAAUGGAAAGGGGCCGUUUGUACCUGAAUCUUCUGACAAUAAGAAUAUUGUUACUUAGUUGAUUCGAAAUUCAAAUGUUUUAAAUUUUAUAUUUAUUUUGAUUAACUAUGUAUUUUAAUUUUUGUUUAACUUAUUAACUUUUUUUUAUUACGAGUAUGUUAACUGGCUAUUGAUAAAAUUAUUGCAUUAGUUUUAGAACAUGACAUAAUUUUACUGUAUUUAACUGAGAUAAUGUAUACGGAAUAAUUGACUGGAAUAAUAUGAGAACUGACUGACUUAUGGUGUAGGAAGUACUGACUAAUAAAUUUAUUAGAAUUAAAUGUAAUCUUUUCUAUAAAGUGGACAUUUUAAACCUAACAGAUAAA